ACGAGGUCCAGUUAUCACCACACGAAGCGAGGAGGAGAAAAAUGUCCGCUUCCGCUGCCGCCGCCUCCCCUGCCCUGCGCUUCUCCUCCGCCACUCCCCCACUUGCUCCUCUCCACCGGCCGCUCCGCCGGCUUCUCGCGUCCGUCCGGUGCUCCCUCACCGCCGCCCCCGGUGUCCGGGCGCCGCCGGAGCUCGUCGACUCCAUCCUCUCCAAGGUGAAGGGAACUGACCGAGGAGUGUUGCUGCCUAAAGACGGGCAUCAGGAAGUGGCUGAUGUCGCGCUGCAGCUGGGGAAGUACUGCAUAGACGAGCCCGUCAAGUCCCCACUUAUAUUUGGAGAAUGGGAGGUUGUGUAUUGCUCGGUGCCAACGUCUCCAGGAGGGUUAUACCGGACACCUCUUGGCCGCCUGAUAUUCAAAACUGAUGAGAUGAUCCAGGUAGUGGAAGCCCCUGAUGUCGUCAGGAACAAGGUGUCAUUCUCCGUCUUUGGUCUCGAGGGUGCAGUAUCGUUGAAAGGUAAGCUGAAUGUAUUGGACAGUAAGUGGAUUCAGGUCAUCUUUGAGGCCCCAGAAUUGAAGGUAGGCUCCUUGGGGUUCCAAUAUGGUGGGGAGAGCGAGGUCAAGCUGGAGAUCACUUAUGUCGACGAGAAGAUCAGGCUAGGGAAAGGGUCCAGAGGCUCGCUUUUCGUGUUCCUCAGACGAGGAUAGAACGACAUGUGUGCACUGGGGUGUGCUCGAGACCACAAGCACAAGGGAUGGCACUGUUGUGGUCGUCUGUACAAUAUUGUAUUCAGGAUUUCACAUGUAAAGUUCAGAAGCCAAUUUGGGUAGAAGUUUUCCUGCAUAUUGUAACCUAAAGAACGUUGUCUGGCUCUUUUUGGACGACAAGUGGGCAAUCGACGAUGCAUGUAGCAUUCAUUAGUGUUGUAAGAUGAUGUUUUGUCAACUAAGUGAUUUAUUUGGAA
Messenger RNA from Panicum hallii, 964 nucleotides. Its product is annotated as probable plastid-lipid-associated protein 8, chloroplastic. The transcript is spliced from 4 exons. The record is from RefSeq and is a predicted model, not a curated record. The coding region runs from base 42 to 707 and encodes 221 amino acids. Lineage: Eukaryota; Viridiplantae; Streptophyta; Magnoliopsida; Poales; Poaceae.